AUGGAGGUGACAAGAAAGCCUAGGAAUCUCGCCAGCAAUGGGGAUUCCGCAUGGGAUCGGGGGCUCAGAAAUGGGAGGAAAGAGCAGGCGAGGUUUCACCGACGCAAAGAAGCCGCCAGAUUCUUGUCUACCAUCUCUAUGAAAGCCGAACCCAACCAGGCUGGUGUGACGCCCUCAGCAAAUACAUCCUUGCAUCGGGUGCGAUUAAACAUCAACAGAUCCAAUGAAGACCUACAGGUAUCCCACGAUGACCAGCGCCACGGUAAUGGUACAGGCCAUGGCGUGGCUAUGGCCGACAUCAAUAGCAUCGAUAGUCGCCCGAUGAUGCAACAGGUUGUUAAUGUUUUGGCGAAGAUACUGACGACAUUAGAGAAGGCCAACUUCUUGAACCAGGUCUGUUACGUAUCAGAGUCAGGGGUGGUGUGUUGUGGCCACUGUGUCGUCUGGUGUACCUUCUCGCAAGAUGCAUUAGAGGUUAGGGAUCUGGGUAGUCGUGUGGUAUUCAUAUCACUUGAUAGACCGUGA
Sphaeroforma arctica JP610 is the source of this 525-nucleotide messenger RNA. RefSeq lists its product as hypothetical. The transcript is spliced from 4 exons. The coding region runs from base 1 to 525 and encodes 174 amino acids. NCBI's taxonomy places the organism in Eukaryota, Ichthyosporea, Ichthyophonida. The record is from RefSeq and is a predicted model, not a curated record.